GUCCGGGAGGAGGCGAACAGAUACUGCGAUGGCAUCAAGGCUCGUCCGGACUGCUGGAUCCUGUGCUGGGAACGGUUUGCGCAGACCGAAGUAUUGGAGGUGAAGUUCUGGUGCCUCCAAGUCAUCCUGCAUGUGCUCUCGUCGCUGCCGCCGGCGGCCAGAGUAGAGCUUCGAGGCAAAGUGCUUUCUUGGCUGAGGGAGGUGGCAGGGAAGAAGCAGGAGGAGGUGGUGGUCAAGAACAAAGUUGCACUUGUGUAUGCAGGCCUCAUCAAGUUCGAUUACCCUGCACAGUGGCCGUCUGCUUGGCAGGACUUGAUUGGUCUUAUGGACUUAGGGCUUCCGCUCGUAGACUUCUUCUUGCGUGUGCUAGCCAUCUUUGACCAGGAGGUUGUCAACGACGAAGUCGCCCGAAGCAAUGAGGACCGGCAGCGCAGCCAUCAGAUCAAGCACGCGAUGCGUGAGCGCGACGUCGUUUCGCUGGUCGAGUGCUGGUAUCGGAUCCUGACCACUUUGAAGAGUGGUGCACCGAGCAUGGUGAGAGACUGCUUGAAAGUGACAGCCCUCUACGUGGUCUGGAUCGAGAUCUUGACGGUGGCCAAUGACAAGUUUUUAAGCGCAGUUUGCAGCCUGAUUGCAGAAGCUUCGGAGUGUGCCAGUGAGGCCUGUGAAUGCCUUGCUGCCAUUGUCAGCAAGAAGAUGCCAGCUAGCAAGAAGGUACAAAUGCUAAGCGAGCUGCAGAUCUUCGCGCGUCUCGAAGCUUGUGUGCAUCGCGAUGGUUCCGACCAUCAGCUCCUCAUCAAGGAGGCGGACAUGACGAACUCUGUUGGAGAGGUGAUCUUGGAAGCCUACGUGGACCUCCGCGUUCAAAACGAUGCCGACGGCGCCAGAUUGGCCCAGGUCGCAUGGGAGUCCACCCGGGCCCUGAUGCCGCUGGUGUUUUGGUUCUUCGCCCACAAGGAGCAUCAAGUAGCCGUCUGCGUCGAGCCUUACUUGACCGAAUUCUUCGUCAAGGUGAAGAGUUUCGUGGCCGACGGUCCGAAGCGUGACAUGGAGAUGGCUCCGUGUCACUCUGUUUCACUGGAGCAGGUCAGGCCCAUCUUGAUGCAGACGCUGCAGCUUAUCAUUCAGAGAACGGCAUAUCCGCCCUGGUUUCAGCACCACGAUCCGAACUUUGAGGAUGAUGAGCAGCACGUGGCCUUCCUCGAGUUUCGCAAGAGCUUGACAAAGAUCUACAAGCGCAUCUUCUUAGUCGAUGAGCCGCUUGGCUUCCAGUUCGUGCAAGCAUCUGUUGCUCAGCUCACACAGACGCUUUCGGGCGUGCAGCCCAUGGAAGUGGACGCAGUCCUCUACCUCUUCAAGGAGGCAGGCGAGACCGUGAAGCAGCUGGAGCAGCAUUUGCAGGCCAAAGGUCCGCUGGCUGGCUGCUUCGUGCAGCUUCUCGAAUGUGAGCCAUUAGUCAACGCUGAUCACUGGGCCGUGCAGCUUGCAAUGAUGGAGGUCUACGUGAAGUAUGGGAAGCUCUUUGCCUUGCACCAGGAGCUGUUCCCAAGGUAUGGGCAGAGGGUGCUGCAAGCUCUGCUAAGUCCCCGAGGCGUACAUUCCAGCAAUCCUCACCUUGCGGCUCGCGCUUGCUUCAUGUUCGGUCGCUUUGUGAAGUUGGUCAAAGUCCAAGCUGCAGCCCUUGUGGCACAGAUCCAUGAAGCUUUGCAGGAUCUCCUCAUUGUACAGUAUGUUCCAUCAGCACUCCUUCCUGUACAGGCGGAAGUGUCGCUGACAAAAAUCGCUGUCAAGGGUGCGCUUAAGGCAGACGAUCAGGCCAACCUCUAUGAGGCGCUGGCAAAUCUCGCAACAGCGAGUAGGCCAGAAGAGCUCCCGGCGAAGCUGGAGAUGCUCCUGAAAGGCCCCGCUCAGAAUCUAUCGGAGAUCAUCUCCGGUGCGGCGUCAUCACGCACUGGCAACGACAUAGCUGGCUGUGCCGGAUGGGCUGGUAGAAGCAUCGAGGCCAUUGCCACCGUUAGCAAGGCUUUCAAUGUUUCGCAUGCUUCCACAGCCCCUGCUUGGGAGCAGGUCUUGAUGAUUGUAGCUCGCAUCCUCGAGAAGUUCGUGAACCACUUGAAUCGUGAGAUUGGGCUUUGGCGAGCCGCGCUCUUCCUCUGUCGGCGGAUGGUGGAAGUGCUGGGUGAUCGUUUCCUGAUCGUCCUGGACACCUUGCUGCCUUUUCUUUACGCUACAAAUGAUCAGACGGACUUGACAGAGCUUACAGUCUUCGCACAUCAUUUGGUGUGCCAGUAUCAGAAGAAGACCCAACCUCACCUGCAGAAGUGGUUGCCGCAGACUUUCCUCCGGCCAUUGGCGGUGUGGCAGCAGCUGCCGGAGCAGUCUGACCAGCUGAAGCGUGAGAAGCUGGAGCUUGGCAAUGCCAUGUUGCUGUUUCUGAAAGAGGCAGCGCAGCGUUGUCCCAGCGCCCUACUGGAGCCCAUGCUUACCAACGCCAGGCACGGCCAGGAAAUGACGGGCUUCCUGUUGGUGGGCCUUCAGGACGCGCGUGAGCUCAAGGCGGUGUUCUACUCUGCAUCGGCUUGGGCAGCUCUGCUCGAUUUGGCUUCGUCUUCUGGGGACGCCUCGGCCAUGGUGAACUUGCCCAUCGCCCAGCUGCUGCAACGCCUGCUCUGGUCCACGGCGCGCAUGGACUAUAACGACAUCCAGUCUCAGAAAGUCCUCGGAGAGGCAUCCUCGAUCCUGCGGUCGGUGAUGAACCCGAGAAACGCAGCACAGGCGCAGCUGCAACAGACCAAGGAUGCCUUCCAGCAAGCAUGGUUGGAGCUCUGCCCGGCCUGCACACAGAGACCAGCCUGCGGCAGCUUGGUGAGGUGUUGUUGCAGGAUGCUCCAGUGA
This is a messenger RNA of Symbiodinium natans, 2895 nucleotides long. NCBI's taxonomy places the organism in Eukaryota, Dinophyceae, Suessiales, Symbiodiniaceae. The record is from the annotation of a GenBank genome assembly.